Messenger RNA from Styela clava, 1043 nucleotides. RefSeq lists its product as uncharacterized. The record is from RefSeq and is a predicted model, not a curated record. NCBI's taxonomy places the organism in Eukaryota, Metazoa, Chordata, Ascidiacea, Stolidobranchia, Styelidae.
UACAUUUUUCUACUGAUCAUGCGCCUGAGUUGAUAUGACAGAUAUUCAUUAUCAUACAAUAUUUUUCUCAAAAAUUUAUUACGGUCGGGCCAAUAUAAUUGAUCGAUUGAUUAGUGCGCUGGCGUGGUCGUAUUAUGAGAGUGUAGAUAUUUGGUCAGCCUUGCGAUUCAAUCACCUGCUCCUGAUGAAUUGGUUAGUACAUACUGAAUGGUUGAAUAUUAAAUAUGUACUUUCCACACGACAAAGCCCUUCAUAAAUUGUGUAUUUCUAUCAUAUCUUACAUUAUUUUUUUACCCCACCAUAAUAAUAUUAUACUCAUCAACAAUAAAAUAAUAAUUAUCGAAGUUGCAUCAGACAUAAGUUGCAUAAACAGCGCGAUGAAUAUGAAGCUUGUUUUUGUUCUGCUUCUAAUUGCAAUCAUUGCAAUUGAUUCGGGUAAUUCUCGGAGACGGAGACGAAGGAGAAGGCAUCGUUUCGGUCGUGUGGUUAGAAGAGUGGUAACAAGGGUGAGGAGAGUCGUAUAUAGAGUCGGUCAAAAGGCAGUAGGAGCUGUCAAAAAAGUCGUUGGAGAGAAAGUCUGGAAGUUUGGGCAGAAAGUUAUAAGUAACUGGAGUGACAUCAAAAAAUUGAUUGACUGCUUCAAAACUGUAAAAAAAUUGCUGUCGACAUUUGCAGUAUUGGGAGACAACCCUCUAGAGCAGUUAAAGACUCUGCGUGAUACGGAUCUCAACGCAUACAAUGACAUCAUGAAUGAAAUCGAAAAUGCCGUUCAAGAAGAAUAUGGAGAGAAAGCCGACGAAAUGAUGAAUGGAUUUGAUACAGUCAUGGAACUAGAGAUGGAUGACUUGCUUGAUCUGUCAAGCGAAUUGGAUCAAAUGGAAAAUGAUGAAAUACACGACGUCGACAAUAGCGUUGAGAUGUUUUUCGAAAAUUAACAGCACAUGCAUCAACAAAGUGACCGAGUAUCGAAACAAAAGAAUCACUGUUUUUGAUGAAGAUUUUCCGCCCCAUUUUUUAUAGUCUUGAAUAAAUUCAGAAGCAUA